Megalops cyprinoides (Indo-Pacific tarpon) is the source of this 1745-nucleotide messenger RNA. RefSeq names its product zinc finger, CCHC domain containing 7 (gene zcchc7). Bases 72 to 1745 code for a protein of 557 amino acids. The transcript has 9 exons. The record is from RefSeq and is a predicted model, not a curated record. Gene Ontology annotation, molecular function: zinc ion binding; nucleic acid binding. Lineage: Eukaryota; Metazoa; Chordata; Actinopteri; Elopiformes; Megalopidae.
GCUGAGCGUCAGGAAGUGCUGCGAGGCAGCUAGCUAGCUAGAAAACAGAGGCAGCGGGGCGACCCUUCAGCAUGUUUGGGGGGUACGAGGAGAGGGAGGAGUAUGAGGACCAGCUGUACCGGGAGGCGGAGGACUCCAGCAGCUCCGAUGUGGACAGCGAGGUGGAGUUCAGGCUCUACAGCCAGCUGCACUAUUCCACCCACGCUCCCUACGAGGAGGAGAAGGAGAAGGAGAAGCAGAAAGAGCAGGCUCCGGCCCAGGUGAAGGAGCAGCCCCCGAAGGACGUCAUCGUCAUCGACUCGGGCACAGAGGUCAUUACCGUGUCGGACAACACAGAGGAGGAUGAGGAGGGGGUCUGUGCCUCGAAGGGCCGCAGAUGGCAGCCCCCGGCCUUGGCCAGGAGGGGGUGGACUUCUACGCCCACCUCUGCUCAGCCGUCCCCGGCCCCGCAGAGCGAGGACUCUGUGCUGUGCCUGGACUCGGACUCUGACUCGCUCUCUGACUCUGACUCAGAUGGAGUGGAGAACUGGAUGAUAUUGGGCCAGGGGAAACAGGAAUUAGACGAUUCCAUCCAGCUCAACGUGGAGGGAGGGGUCAGUGUCAGGUCUACAGAUGAAGAUGAAGUUGACGAGCAGAACUGGAGGAUAUCCCAGAAAGAUAUGGAGUCUCAGAUCAGCAAUAAAAGCCCAGGCUCACGCCGCGCAUCCAACCGCUACUACACCAACAAGACCGUCACCUGCCGCAGCUGUAACAAGACCGGACACCUGUCCAAGAACUGUCCCACACCCAGGAAGCUGCCCUCCUGCUCUCUGUGUGGCAGCCAGAAUCACCUCCAGAGGACCUGCCCCAACAGGCACUGCCCCAACUGCAGCCUGCCGGGCCACGGCUACGACGACUGCCUGGAGCGCGCCUACUGGCACAAGCAGUGCCACCGCUGCGGCAUGACGGGACACUUCUACGACGCCUGCCCAGAGAUCUGGAGACAGUACCACCUCACAACAAAGAAGGGCCCCGUCUUGAAGCCAGACGGAGAGGUCGCUCACAGGAACCCUGCGUACUGCUACAACUGCUCCCGACAAGGACACUUUGGAUUUGAGUGCAACCAGAGGCGGAUGUUCAACGGGACGUAUCCCACCACCCCCUACAUCUCUCACUACGACACUCCCCAGGAGAUCCGGCGCAGGGAUCACCGGGCACGCAAGAAGGCCCAGAAGCUGCGGGAAGCUGGUCUGCUGCAACCGACUGAACUAGAGACAACCGUUUGUCCACAAGGUGGAGACAGAGAAGCAGAGCCCCCUAGGAAGAAGCUAAAACACAAUAAAGGAUGGGACAAGAAAAAGAGAAAAGACGAAACGACACCAGGCAAAGCCAAUAAAGCACAGAAGCAGCCACAGCAGAAGACGAGGACUUUAAAAGAGAAACGCAAAGAUCGCCAGAGCGGCAAGGAGCGGGGACAGCAGAAGAAGCAGCAGAGGGAGGCCAAGGCCCAGCAGAGACCAGGGAGACAGCAGACGUCCUGGGGGGCGGAGGAAGAGGACUUUCCCAGGGGCCCCAAAAUAAGAACUCCUGGGGCCCCCACACCCCCUCAGAAGGGGAAGCCUAAUCCGGGCCUCUUCAGCUCAGGGAAACGCAGCAGGAAACGCCGGGCCAGGGGCAGGGACAGGAAACCAGGCAACCGCAAACUGGAGGCCAUGUACCCCUCUGACGAGAACCUCUUCAUUAUCAAGCAAAGGCGCAAGCCCUAG